This is a messenger RNA of Vitis vinifera (wine grape), 754 nucleotides long. Its product is annotated as ferredoxin-thioredoxin reductase catalytic chain, chloroplastic. The transcript is spliced from 6 exons. The record is from RefSeq and is a predicted model, not a curated record. The coding region runs from base 225 to 662 and encodes 145 amino acids. NCBI's taxonomy places the organism in Eukaryota, Viridiplantae, Streptophyta, Magnoliopsida, Vitales, Vitaceae. Gene Ontology annotation, molecular function: oxidoreductase activity, acting on iron-sulfur proteins as donors.
GGGUUUAGUUGGUUGAGAUGAGGCCCGACCCGGGUAAAUCGGGUGGCUAGCCGAGUGGUUCAGUAAAUUUCUCCCAGAAAUCGCCGAUAUUUUAAACGAGUGGCGGGCAGGGCUUUAAAAUAAUAAAUAAUAAAUAUCAGAAAUUAAGAAAUUGAAAAUAAAAGGAGUUUCUCACAGAAACAGAGGUUUUCCGCAGUUUGGGUGUUCCAGGAAUCGGUUUCAGAAUGAGUCUUCAGGCGUCUUCUUCCUAUGCCUUUGGCAUUUCUUCGUUCGUAUCUCCUCCCAGACGUGUCCGCCACGUCCCUGAAAUCCGAGCCAAAGUGGAACCAUCGGAUAAGUCUGUUGAGAUAAUGAGGAAAUUCUCAGAGCAAUACGCUCGUAAGUCAGGAACAUAUUUCUGUGUUGAUAAAGGAGUCACUUCUGUUGUCAUUAAGGGAUUGGCUGAUCACAAAGAUUCAUUAGGUGCACCGCUUUGUCCUUGUAGGCAUUAUGAUGACAAAGCAGCUGAGGCAGGGCAGGGCUUUUGGAACUGUCCAUGCGUUCCCAUGAGGGAGAGGAAGGAGUGCCACUGCAUGCUUUUUCUCACUCCUGAUAAUGAUUUUGCUGGCCAGGAUCAGACCAUCUCCUUGGAAGAAAUCAGAGAAUCAACCGCAAAUAUGUAAUGCUUAGUGUAUUGAAUUCUCACCUCUUUUAACAAUCACCACUUGUAUGUAUGUUCAUAUGCUAUGAGGAACCGAUUCUGGUUUUUCUCCUA